Hibiscus syriacus is the source of this 947-nucleotide messenger RNA. RefSeq names its product LOB domain-containing protein 4-like. The transcript has 2 exons. The record is from RefSeq and is a predicted model, not a curated record. Bases 233 to 736 code for a protein of 167 amino acids. Lineage: Eukaryota; Viridiplantae; Streptophyta; Magnoliopsida; Malvales; Malvaceae.
CUUAACCUUUCUUUUUCUUGAUGAAACAUAUCAUUAUUACCUCUUCUCUUUCACUUAUCUGCUGUUUUUAACCUUUUUAUUUUUCAAUAUGAUUUUUGGUCAUUGGUUGAAACUAGAGUAUACUGUGGGAAAAUAAUACUAGUGUAAUAAAAGAGACGUGAACAGUGAGAAGCUUUUAGGGUUUAGUUUGGUGAUUGGUUAGCGGGAAAAUCUGGUAGGAAGAGGAAGAGGGAUGAAGGAAAGUAGCAGGAAACAGGGGAGUAUAUCCCCUUGUGCGGCGUGCAAGUUACUUAGAAGGAGAUGUGCUCAAGACUGUGUUUUUGCACCGUAUUUUCCAGCUGAUGAGCCUCACAAGUUUGCCAGUGUCCAUAAGGUGUUUGGUGCUAGCAAUGUCAACAAGAUGUUACAGGAAUUGCCGGAGCACCAACGGAGCGAUGCGGUGAGUUCAAUGGUGUAUGAAGCAAACGCCAGGAUGCGUGACCCUGUCUACGGCUGCGUCGGAGCCAUCUCAUCACUGCAGCAACAGAUCGAUUCAUUGCAAACGCAACUGGCACUUGCACAAGCCGAGGUCGUUCACAUGAGGAUGCGCAAUAUGCCUUCGACCUCAGAUCGGCCGGCAGGCACCGGCUCGCCCGUCGUCGCCUCUUCCAAGUUCAUGGCAUCUCAGUCCAAGUCGUUUUAUUGCAUGGACACGGUUGAUCAGGCUAAUAUGGCGGAAUCUUUAUGGUCUUACUAGCUAGCUUUGGUUUAGGGUUAAUUUAAUGUUUCUUUUAUUUUUGCUUGCUUUUUAUGGAUGCCUUUUAUUUCUCUAAUUGCUACUAUUUUCGUAUACCACAGUUCUACCUGACCCAGAUGGAGUUAGAUUAAAAUGCUGGUGACUAUCAUGACCAUUGACAUAUUGUAAAUAUAUAUAUAAUAUAAUUAAGAAAUUAUAAUAUAAUUAGCUG